Neomonachus schauinslandi (Hawaiian monk seal) is the source of this 999-nucleotide messenger RNA. RefSeq names its product glycolipid transfer protein domain containing 2 (gene GLTPD2). Lineage: Eukaryota; Metazoa; Chordata; Mammalia; Carnivora; Phocidae. Gene Ontology annotation, molecular function: ceramide 1-phosphate transfer activity; ceramide 1-phosphate binding. Gene Ontology annotation, cellular component: membrane; cytosol; cytoplasm. Gene Ontology annotation, biological process: intermembrane lipid transfer; ceramide transport. The record is from RefSeq and is a predicted model, not a curated record.
AUGGCCCCAGCAGCAGCCGUGGGGGUCGUGCUGCUUCCGCUGGCCUCGCGGCGCUGGGUCCGCCACGCGAUUCCUCUGGCGCUCCUCUUGCUGCUGCUUCUUUAUCUCUGCGCUUGGAGCUUUCGUAAGUGGUCCCUUCCCUCAUCGGCUCUGGGAGGAACCGGGAAGCCAAGCGCUGGGGACCUAGGCCCCCCUCGCGCCCUCACCGCUCGGCCUCGCCCCUCCCCAGGCGCCCUCUCAGGCUGCAGAUCCCGGACACAGUCGUGCAUUCCCGAGGGAACAUCGCCUGUCCAGGUCCCGCGGCAGUCGGGUCCCCUGGAGGCCCCCGAGGGGGAAGAGCCUCAAUGUGUGGGCCCCCAGGGGGUGGUGGGCCGCGUGAUGUGGCCGUUCCGCGCCAGUCUGGACCCCGAAGGGGAUGUGGCGUUGUCGCAGUACCUAGCCGGAUGGAGGGCGCUGGUCAGGUUCCUAACUCCCCUCGGCUCCAUCUUCGCCUUCGCCACGAGCGAGGCCUUCGCCAAAGUGACAGCUCUCGAGGCUCGGGUGCACGGCCCCGAGGCGGCGCACUACUCCUCGCUGGCGGCCAUGGUGGCGUGGGAGCGGCGGGAGGGACUGCUGGAGCGCCCCGGGAUCGCCCCCCGAGACACCGCCAGCUCCUCGGGCUCACGGAUCCUGCUCUUGCUGCACCGAGCGCUGCGCUGGUCCCAGCUCUGCCUCCACCGGGUGGCGACCGGGACGCUCGGAGGCCCGGACGCCGGCGCGCAGUGCAGCGACGCGUACCGCACGUCCCUGGGCCCGCACCACCCCUGGCUGGUCCGCCAGGCCGCCCGCCUCGCGUUCCUCGCCUUCCCGGGUCGCGACCGCUGGCUCGAGCUGGCGUGCCCGGGCGCCGGGGAGGCGGAGGCGCGGGCCGCGCUGGUCCGGGUGGCGGGCACCCUGGAGGAUGUCUACAACCGCACCCAGGGCUUGCUGGCCGAGCGCGGCCUCCUCCAGCUGGCCUGA